This is a messenger RNA of Limanda limanda (common dab), 5130 nucleotides long. RefSeq names its product solute carrier family 12 member 7-like. The record is from RefSeq and is a predicted model, not a curated record. Gene Ontology annotation, molecular function: potassium:chloride symporter activity. Gene Ontology annotation, biological process: cell volume homeostasis; potassium ion homeostasis; chemical synaptic transmission. Lineage: Eukaryota; Metazoa; Chordata; Actinopteri; Pleuronectiformes; Pleuronectidae. Gene Ontology annotation, cellular component: membrane. The coding region runs from base 666 to 4016 and encodes 1116 amino acids. The transcript is spliced from 27 exons.
AACUAGUCCUGAAGGGAGAUCAAAGAAUACAUAACCCCAGCCAAACAACAGACGAGAAAGGACUUGAAACCUGGAUAAAUAUGAGGCUGCUGAUAGUUUUUUAGUCCAAGUGGAUUUCAUUGAUCAUGUGGAUUCUUUCCCACAUACUUUGGAGUUUGUUUUUCUACCUUUUGGCACUGCAAAGGUGUGAGUGAGAGAAGUGGGACAGCCAGGGCAGAGGGAGGAGCUGCAGGGCUCUUCACGUGGACUACAGCUCUGUUCAUAUGGUAAAUAGACAGUCACAUGGGGCAAUAGUCUUGAGGCAGUGGGGGGAAAAGAGAGGGAAAGGAACAAGGAGAGAGAGAGAGACAGAUACCUAGGAGGACUUUGUCCUGCCCCAUGUGCAGGAGGUGGCACUUUCACCCUGAGGGUACUGGAUCACAUUACAGAAAGAAAAGGAAACAACAGACUGGAAGUGAGUGCCAUGUUUUGGUCAAGCUGAAUCUUAAACUAUUCCACCAGGACCCUGAUAUGGCUCUAUCCUUUACUUCUUCCAUUUGACUCAAUUCAGAUACCUCUUUCCUCCCCUCUGUGGGAGUAAAUGUUCAACAGCUUUCAAAAGCCUCCCUGGGCAGUUGCCUCUUGAGACCUUGUCUUAAUAUCUCACGGGAGCGCAAACAGCCAAGAUGCCCAUUAAUUUCACUGUAGUGCCAGUGGAGGAUGCAGUGGCCGGCAGCAACAACGCAGCAGCCGCUGUCAGUCUGGACAAGAUCUUUCAGGAGGAAGACACUGAUGACAACUUACAAGGAGAUGACAACCAGAGAGAAUCCAGUCCAUUCAUCAGUUCAGACACUGAUGGAGAAACCUACUAUGACGGCAAGAACAUGGCCCUGUUUGAGGAGGAAAUGGACAGUAACCCGAUGGUGUCAUCUCUGCUCAGCAAGCUGGCCAUCUACACCAACCUGACCCAGGGUGUUCGAGAGCAUGAGGAGGCGGAGAAUGAGGAUGGGGUCAGGAGGGUCACUGUCGUGGUCCCCCAAAUGGGAACCUUCAUUGGAGUUUACCUGCCCUGCAUGCAGAACAUCCUGGGUGUGAUUCUCUUUCUGCGUCUAACCUGGAUCGUUGGGACAGCGGGAAUCCUGGGCUCCUUCGCCAUCGUCUCCAUGUGCUGCAUCUGUACAUUGCUCACAGCCAUAUCAAUGAGUGCCAUAGCAACCAAUGGAGUUGUCCCAGCUGGUGGCUCGUACUACAUGAUCUCCAGAUCUUUGGGUCCUGAGUUUGGAGGAGCAGUGGGACUCUGUUUCUAUCUGGGCACCACCUUCGCUGGAUCCAUGUACAUACUGGGCACCAUAGAGAUUCUGCUGACAUACAUCAUUCCAACAGCAACCGUAUUUAAAGAAGGGGAAGACGCAGCAAUGCUCAAUAACAUGCGUGUGUACGGCACAGGCUGCUUGGUCCUAAUGGCACUGGUUGUGUUUGUAGGAGUCAAGUAUGUGAACAAACUGGCUCUGGUGUUUUUGGCUUGUGUGAUUCUCUCCAUCAUGGCCACUUAUGCAGGAGUCAUCAAGACGCUCAUCGAACCACCUGAGUUUAGUGUGUGUUUGCUGGGGAACCGCUCAUUGAAGAACCAAAAGUUUGAAACGUGUGCAAAGACAGAGCUUGUGAAAAACCAGACUGUGACCACCGACCUCUGGCCGCUCUUCUGUGACAGCGAAUACCCCAAUGCCACCUGUGACGAAUACUUCAUGUUGAACAACCUGACAGAAAUACAGGCCAUACCCGGGCUUCUGAGCGGAGUCAUCAAAGACAACCUGUGGGGGAACUAUGGUCCGGCUGAAGAGUUGAUAGAGAAGAAAACCCAGCCCUCAGUACCGGCCCUGGAAAUAUCUAACGACAUCUCCAAGCCUUAUCUCUUCAAUGACAUCUCCACUUACUUCACUCUGCUGGUGGGGAUAUACUUCCCCUCUGUCACAGGUAUAAUGGCUGGUUCUAAUAGGUCUGGUGAUCUCAGAGAUGCCCAGAGGUCGAUCCCAAUAGGAACAAUAAUGGCGAUUCUCACCACCUCUUUCAUCUACAUCUCCUGUGUGGUCUUGUUUGGAGCCUGUAUUGAAGGAGUGGUACUGAGAGACAAGUUUGGUUACUCUGUAAAGAAGAACCCAGUGAUUGGUAUUCUGGCCUGGCCGUCACCCUGGGUGAUUGUGAUUGGCUCCUUUUUCUCAUGCUGUGGAGCAGGACUUCAGAGCCUCACCGGCGCCCCCCGGCUGUUGCAGGCCAUCGCUCGGGACGGCAUCAUCCCAUUCUUGCAGGUCUUUGGUCAUGGGAAGGCCAACGGUGAGCCGACCUGGGCUCUGCUGCUGACAGUGGGGAUCUGUGAGAUAGGAAUCCUCAUCGCUUCUCUGGAUGCUGUGGCCCCCAUCCUCUCCAUGUUCUUCCUCAUGUGUUAUCUGUUUGUCAACCUGGCCUGUGCUGUACAGACGUUGCUCCGCACACCCAACUGGAGACCUAGAUUCAAGUUCUAUCACUGGACCCUGUCCUUCUUAGGGAUGAUCCUGUGUCUCUCCCUUAUGUUCAUCUCCUCCUGGUACUAUGCCCUGGUUGCCAUCGUGAUAGCGGGAUGUAUCUACAAGUACAUUGAGUACAGAGGGGCAGUGAAGGAGUGGGGUGAUGGUAUCCGAGGCCUGUCCUUAAACGCAGCACGCUACGCUCUUAUCCGACUGGAGGAAGUGCCACUACACACCAAAAACUGGAGGCCUCAGCUGUUGGUGUUGUGUAAGCUGAACUCAGACAUGGCGGUCAAACACCCCCGUCUCCUGUCCUUCACCACGCAGCUCAAAGCUGGGAAGGGACUGACCAUUGUCUGCUCAGUCCUGGAGGGAACUUACAUGACGCAGGGCAACCAGGCCAAGUUGGGAGAACAGAACUUAAAAGCCGCCAUGGCUGCAGAGCGAACAAAGGGUUUUUCCCAUGUGGUGGUUUCGUCCAACCUGCGAGAUGGUUUCUCCCUCCUCAUCCAGUCAGCAGGACUGGGAGGAAUGAAACACAAUGCCGUCCUGAUGGCCUGGCCAGUGGGCUGGAAACAGGCCCGGGACUCGUCUGCGAGGAGGAAUUUUAUAGAAACCGUAAGAGAGACAACAGCAGCACAUCAAGCUCUGCUGGUUGCUAAGAACAUCGACCACUUCCCUAGCAACCAGGAGCGUCUGAAGCAGGGAACCAUUGACGUGUGGUGGAUCGUACAUGAUGGUGGACUGCUCAUGCUGCUGCCAUUUUUACUGAGUCAACACAAGGUAUGGAGGAAGAGCAAAAUGAGGAUCUUCACAGUAGCACAGAUGGACGACAACUCCAUCCAGAUGAAGAAAGAUCUCCAAAUGUUUGUCUAUCAUCUGCGACUGGACGCAGUGGUGGAGGUGGUGGAAAUGCAUGAGAGUGAUAUCUCAGCCUUCACCUACGAGAAGACGCUGGUGAUGGAGCAGAGAUCUCAGAUGCUCAAGCAGAUGCAGCUGUCUCGCACUGAGAGGGAGAGAGAGAUUCAGAGCAUCACAGAUGUGUCACGCGGCUCCAUAAAAAGGAAGACGUCGUCUACUGUUGGCGCCCCACCCCUCAACACUGUGUGUAUUCCAGAGGAUGAGGCCCAGCUGAUCCACGACCGCAACACGGCCUCUCACUCUGCAAUGACCGAAAAAGCUGUAGGUGCCACACCAGAUCGUGUUCACAUGACCUGGACCAAAGACAAACUGGUCAAUGAGAGGAACAGACAGAGAGAAAGCAUGGCGGUCAAAGACUUGUUUAAUAUGAAACCUGAGUGGGAGCACCUGAACCAGUCCAACGUGCGAAGGAUGCACACUGCGGUGAAGCUCAACGAGGCGGUUGUAAAGAAGUCCCAAAAUUCACAGCUGGUUUUGCUCAACAUGCCAGGCCCACCGAAGAACAUGAAAGGGGACGAGAACUAUAUGGAGUUUCUGGAGGUUCUGAUGGAAGGCUUAGAUCGCGUCCUGUUGGUUCGUGGAGGAGGUAGUGAGGUCAUUACCAUCUACUCGUAGCACCAAUAGUUCCGACCUGUUUAAAAGGACACUGGAGAAAACAUGGUUGGACAGUGGGAACGCAGAGGGCAGGAGGCGUUUAACAAAAGGGCCUGGCUUCAAGCCAGGACAUGGACAAAGAUGAGGACAAGCAGUACAAACCCCCUCACACUGUCAGGAGAGAAGAAGCUUGACAUUCUGGAGGACUGUGUGAAGGACUGGGGAGUCUUCCUACGACACAGCCUGGGCUCAGUGCGUCCUCUCCGGGCACAGAGGGCGCUCCACAACCUGUCCUUCUUGGGCUCCGUAACGCCUCCACAUGUCCACACUGUCAGAUGACGACUGUGAGGUCGUCUUGCGGAGAUGUUCUUUCCUCUGAAAGAGACGGCAGCAACAUGUUAUAUUUCUUCACCAGACACCUCUCUAGAAGAAAGAACUCCUGACUACAACUUGUUGUUCUUUUUUACCAUUUUGUAGCGUUUUGUGGCUACCAGAUUAUCCCAUUGGUUUCAAUGAGGAAUGCACACAUUGUUGAGAAUGUCUUAAUUUCAGUGCCAUUGAGUACAAUGUUCAUAGUUGACCGACUUCGGAAUGAAAAGAUAAGUUAAACACGCUUUUUAGUCAUAAUAUUUUAUAGAAUAUCAGGUUUGCCUCAUGUCACUGCAAAGGACAUUGGAACAAAACCAUCGUCUGUGAGAACAGUUUCAGGGUAAAUGUGGCAGUAUUGAUCAAUAGGAAUCAAUAGUGACGAUUGUUUAAAGCACUGCUCACUUGUUUUAAUGUGAGUGAUAACUUUAAUGUAUAUUGUGUUGCUUCAUACAUUUUGAUGUCCGUGUAAAGGGUUUCAUCAUUAAAUGUAAAGGGAUCAGAUGCCAGAACAGAACAAAGAUUUGCAGGAAACUACAUGUUUAAUGUUUUAACAUUAAUCAUGUGGGAGGAGCUGACACAGUGAUUUGUGACGCUGAAUCCAAAGUCAAAUUCUUCCAGAGAGACUGAAAUCAGCAUUCAGACUGAUCCGUCACUCCGUGUAAGUGUGACAGCAAAUUCUCUCAGUGAUAAUUUUUUGAAGUUUAGGAAAGAAGCUAUACUGCUUGAUGUUGAUUGUCUUCUUGUUUAAAAAAAUUCUUACAAUUUG